Molecule: messenger RNA, 741 nt
Organism: Zychaea mexicana
Lineage: Eukaryota; Fungi; Mucoromycota; Mucoromycetes; Mucorales; Lichtheimiaceae
Exons: 3
Coding region: 1-741 (246 amino acids)
Biological process (GO): transmembrane transport
Molecular function (GO): transmembrane transporter activity
Source: RefSeq, a predicted model, not a curated record
AUGCCGCAUCAAAUAACGAGAGCCAAAAAAGAAAGAUUAGUCGUUCUCUUAGGCGAGUGUCUUUUAAAAAGCGGCUGCCCUGGCCAUCGAGCGGAAGAAGCUUUACAGCAUAGUGCUAGCAUCCUGGGUUUAACCAACGCCUCGUUUUCUUUGUUACCAGAAACAGUAUUGGUCACGUUCAUGUCAGAUGGCGGUAACAAACACCAACAAUCGCUAAUGAUUAAAUCACCCACGUCGUUGGAUAUGGGCAAGAUCGGCCAAGUUCAUCAGAUAAUGAAUAGAUGCCUGAUACAGCAAGCCAACACCAAGAAAGAUGACGACGAUGUAUUGGAUCAAUGCAUUCAGGCACUACAACAUGUUUCCAACUCGCCUCCAACAUGGGGAUUUCUCGGCACCUUAUUUUCAUUCUUUGUGAGCAGCUUUACGGCAUGUGCCAUGCUGUUUGAUGGAUCAUGGAUCGAUUGUAUACUGAGUGGCAUACUCGGUCUUGUUGUUGCAGUGUUGUUUGUGCUUGCGAGCUGUCGGCCAAUUUACGGACGCGUGUUUGAAAUCUCCGCGUGUGUGUUUGUGUCUGCUUUGGCGCAGGCUCUACAUGCUUAUUGCUGCUUUACAAGUGUCGCCGUUUCUGGCGUUUUAAAUUUGCUGCCCGGAUAUGCAAUGACAAUGGCUGUUGUAAGUAAUAAUUCUUCAAAAUUGUCACUUACCCGUUUAAACCGUCUUAUUGAGAAAAGACAAAAAUAG